AUGUUCGUUCCUCAUGCGCUGUUGCUUCUCACAUAUAGCACCUUUGUCAGGACUCAUUCAGUCUCCAACCUUGGCGAAGAUAACUUUUUCAACCUUGUGCGUACAGACAACAUUGCUCUUGUGCUAUUUGUUGCUCCGAGUUGUGUGAAGUGCGACGAGAUUACUACUCAGUUGGAGCAGGCCUCAGACCUAUCCUCCAUGAUCAGCUUCACCAACUUGCCACUCGAACAGAUUUCAGUAGCUUCUCCACCAGAGUGCGAUCAUCUGAUCGACUUGUUCUAUCCGCUGGCUCGAAGAUUCAGCAGCGUCUUGGCCUUUGUUGCCGUCGAUUCAAACAGGUACCACCAGCAAGCGGCAAUACUCAAUCUCGCCGACCGCACCAAAUUGGGGUUCGUAAUUGAGAAUGUCACCUCAACUGAGAGAACUGCAUUGAAUGCCAGGUCGGUCAAUGUCGAAACCAUUACAGGAUUUGUCCAAGACUUUGUGGCUGGCAAGCUGAAACCCGAAGUCCGAUCUCAGCUCAUCCCGGCAAAACAACAAGGCCUCUGCGUCGAACUAGUUGGACAUACUUUCAGAGAAACAGCUUUUAAUGGCACUCGAGAUUCUGCUUCUCACUCAAUGGAGAUCGACUCUGAUCAGCACGCUAGGUCACAUGAUGUACUCGAAGAGCUCGCCGUGCACUAUCGCGAUAUCGGACUCAGUGACAACAUAUCCAUCGCCAAAAUCGACGUGAGCAGUAACGAUGUCCCUGAAUUGAUCACAAGUUACCCAACGCUGAAGCUAUACCCAGCUUGUAGGCACCCCCCGGUUACAUUUCAGGGCAACUAUCACGAGCCCAUUCCUCUAGUGACAUUGGUUUCUUUCACUCAAGAUCAUGGUAAGAAUCAGCAAGAGGUUAGGCCUUUACAGCACUCAGAUUCUUCAACAAUGUCUGAAGCCAUGACUCUACUAGAGGCAAGACAGGCUGUAUUGGCAAGUAAGAGCUCGAACAAAGCCAAUUUAGGCCAACAGCACACGAAGAACUAUAACAGAGACACGUUCAGAUUUUAG
Fusarium verticillioides 7600 is the source of this 1050-nucleotide messenger RNA. RefSeq lists its product as hypothetical. The record is from RefSeq and is a predicted model, not a curated record. The transcript has 3 exons. Gene Ontology annotation, biological process: response to endoplasmic reticulum stress; protein folding. The coding region runs from base 1 to 1050 and encodes 349 amino acids. NCBI's taxonomy places the organism in Eukaryota, Fungi, Ascomycota, Sordariomycetes, Hypocreales, Nectriaceae. Gene Ontology annotation, molecular function: protein disulfide isomerase activity. Gene Ontology annotation, cellular component: endoplasmic reticulum.